UGUAGGCGCGCACACAUGCUUGGCUUGCUGCUCAUAAAAAGCAGAGCAAACAGCUGAAGACUUUCGGGGUCAGGCGGCGAAAAUGACAAGUAAGCGGGAUGCUGCGCUCCAUCCCUGCAGCGCGGUUUUACGCGCAGCUUCCAGCUUCUCCGAAAGUUUUCCUGGGUUCAUCCUGAUCAUAUCAGUGAUGCUGCUCGCCCCGGUCCGGCCAGCGUCAGCUCAUCCCCAGUGCCUGGACUUCGCGCCACCCUUCAAACCUCAGUGGCACCUGGAGUUUUGCACUGAGUACGAGGAGUUUGGCUGCUGCGACCAGAAAACAGACAACAGCAUCGCGGAGAGAUACUGGGACAUCAUUGAACACUUGGAAGUAGCGGGUCUUGAGCUCUGUUCAGACAAGCUGAAGGAAGUUAUGUGUCAGGAGUGCUCUCCAUACGCCGCCCACCUCUAUGAUGCCGAGGAUCCCUACACGCCCGUCAGAGAGAUACCCGGCCUUUGCCUCGGCUACUGCUCUCAGUUUCACGGCGAGUGUCGGCACGUGAUCAAAUACUUAACCGAGAACCAGCUGCUGCGGGACACCUCCGAGCGAGACACGCUCACGUUCUGCAGCAUGGUGGACCUGUCCGACCAGGACUACUGCUACCCCAACGUUUUAAAGAGCCCAGGCCUCAACAGCAACCUGGGGCGGGUGGUGGAGGACCCCAGAGGGUGCCUCCAGCUGUGCCUGACCGAGGUGGCCAACAACCUCAGGAACCCGGUGCUGAUGCUGCACAGCGGCGACGACACGCACCGCAUGUUCAUCGCCGAGCAGGUUGGCUUCGUGUGGGUGUACCUGCGCGACGGCAGCCGGCUGGAGCAACCUUUCCUGGACAUGAGCGGGGAGGUGCUGACCACGCCCUGGCUGGGCGACGAGAGGGGUUUCCUGGGCAUGGCCUUCCACCCCAAGUACAGGGACAACGGGCGCUUCUUCAUCUACUACUCCAUCCAGGUGAACGGCAUGCUGGAGAAGGUCCGAAUCAGCGAGAUGAAGGUGUCCGCCUCCGACAUGAACGUGGCUGAUCCGUACUCAGAGAGGGUGAUCUUAGAGAUCGAGGAGCCGGCCGCCAACCACAACGGAGGCCAGCUGCUGUUCGGUCUGGACGGCUAUUUGUACAUCUUCACUGGAGACGGCGGAAAAGCUGGAGAUCCGUUUGGGAAGUAUGGCAACUCUCAAAACAAGAGCGCUUUGUUGGGAAAAGCGCUUCGCAUUGAUGUGGAUGGAAGUGACCCCAGUGGGAGGCAGUACAGGAUCCCCCCAGACAAUCCGUUCAUCCUGGACCGGGGCGCCCGGCCCGAGGUGUUCGCGUACGGGGUCCGAAACAUGUGGCGGUGCUCGGUGGACCGCGGAGACCCGGUGAGCCUCUACGGCAGGGGCCGGAUAUUCUGCGGGGACGUCGGUCAAAACCGCUACGAGGAGAUCGACAUCAUCGUGAACGGAGGAAACUACGGGUGGAGGGCCAAGGAGGGCUUCGAGUGCUACGACAUGAAACUGUGCCACAACUCGUCCCUGGAUGACAUCCUGCCUAUAUUUGCAUACAGCCAUCAUGUUGGGAAGUCUGUGACAGGGGGAUAUGUGUACAGAGGAUGUGAAUCACCCAAUCUGAACGGCCUGUACAUUUUUGGAGACUUCAUGAGUGGGCGAAUCAUGGCCUUGGAGGAGGACAAGGCGACAGGAACCUGGAAAGAGAAGAGUGUGUGCAUGGGCGAAACGAAGACGUGCUCCUUCCCCGGACUCAUUAACCACCACCACAAGUUCAUCAUCUCGUUCGCUGAGGAUGAAGCAGGGGAGCUGUAUUUUCUAGCCACCUCGUACCCCAGCGCCAUGUCUCCUCUUGGGACCGUGUUUAAAUUCGUGGACCCCUCCAGGCGAGCUCCUCCAGGCAAAUGUAAGCAGAAGCCGCUCCCCGUGAAAGUGAGAGGGAAGAAGUUUCCAUUUGUGCCCAGAGAACUGACCGUGCUGGACACGAAUGAAAAACCUACGAGACCACCACCGAGAAAAUUCAAACUCACCACCAGGCCGCCGGUGACGAGCAGCCGGGCCAAAGCGACGACGCCGGCGUCCAGCGGGACCACGGUGAAGCUGGAGUCAUCCUACAAGGAGGCGAGGAAGAAGCUGAAGAAACUGAAACAACAGAAGAAAAAGACGAAAAUGCAGAAGAAGCCGAAGGCUGACGCACAAAUGAAGAAGAAGAACGCUUUGACGAAGAAGCAGCAGUCGAAGAAGACGCCAGUCAGCGUCAGAAAUCAAGUAAAACCUACGACGAAUCAAACAGAGAGUCUGAACUCUCUAAAAAGCCUGAAGGACAACAAAAUCCACGCAGAGAGGAGGAGGAAAGCAGCACAAAAGAUAAACGCACUAAAGAUGAAAGAAUCUGUGAAGGAAUAUGUUUCCUUUGUGAACAAAACCAAGACCACCUUGAAUGUAAAAAGCAACACAACAAUGAGAAGCCAGUUAAAGUUAGAAAAGAAGGAAGCAAGAACCGUCACAGUCAUUUAAAAUAGUCUGUUUUAUUAUAACUGAGUCAUUAUAUUUGUAUAUUUUUGUUUGACUGUCAUGCAUUCACAGUUUGAAAAUUUAAAAUGUGCUUAUUUGCUAUUUUGGAGCAUUAGAUAAAUAAGAUUAUAUGAAGCAAGUAGCCAUCUAGCUUAGCUUAGCUUAUUUUAGCACAUUAAUAUAUCAGUAUCUUAAAACAACACUAGAGUCUACUCGUGCAGUGACAGUUUCACAACACAGUUUCAGUUGCAACCAUAUUUCCACCAGUGACGUCUAACUCUCACUCUGGUUUUUAUGCUAAGCUAAGCUAACCAUGUCCAAGUUGUAGCUUCAAGUUUGCUCUCCAGACUUAAAAAAAGUGAUAUCAAUCCUCUCAUCUGCAUUUACAGCAAAGAAAGCAAAUAUGUUUGCUACGACUUGGAGACAGUUAGCUUAACUUAACUUAGCUUAGCACAUAGUUUAAUCUGUAGUAUUGUAUUAGCUGCUAACAUAUUUUCACCAGUGACAAGAGUGAAUCUCAGUCUCCCUCUGGUUUUUAUGCUAAGCUAAGCUAACCAUGUCCAAGUUGUAGCUUUAAAUUUGCCAAGUAGACUUGAAAGUGUUAUCAAUCCUCUCACCUGCAUUUACAGCAAAUAAAACAAAUAUGUCCAGCAAAUUUAAAGCUACAAUUUGAUCAUGGUUAUCUUAGCUUAGCUUAGCACUUUAAUAUCUUAGUUUAAUCUGUGCAACAACUGGAAAUGACAAAAAAAUGUGAGUCUGCACUCGUCCAAACUCCUGCGAAACCGCAGCAACAUUUCAGCUCUUUAGCUGCUACCAUAUUUUCACCAGUGACAAGAAUGAAUCUCAGUCUCCCUCUGGUUUUUAUGCUAAGCUAAGUUAACCAUGUCCAAGUUGUAGCUUCAAAUUUGUUGUCAAGACUUCAAAGUGAAUCUUUUCAUCUGCCUUUACAGCCAAAAAGCAAAUACGUGCAUAUUUCAAAAUGUCCAACUAUUCCUUAGCUUAGCAUGUGCUUAGCUUAGCACAUUAAUAUUUUAUGCAGUUUGCUUAACCUGCACAGACACUGAAAAGGAAAAGAAAACAACCACAGCGAUGUUUCAGUUUCUUUGCUAGAAAACACAUUUUAGUUUUGCAAAGAACGGGAUUGGUUCUCCUUCUGGUUUUUUAUGCUAAGCUACGCUAACAAUCUCCACGUCGUAGCUUUAAUUUGCUGCACAGACUUGAAAGUGAUAUCUUCUCAUCUGCCUUUUCAGCAAAAAAAAAAAACAGUUCUCGUAGAACGAGCACGCAGUUAUGCAUGUAAUGACACUGUUUCCUCUACAUUUUAUUUUGGACUGUUGUAAACUCAUUGGUCCGGCUUAAUCACUGCCUUGUCUGUUUAUAGAACAUAUCAAAUAACUCAAAAUAAGCAGCAGAAACACA
This is a messenger RNA of Mugil cephalus (flathead mullet), 3949 nucleotides long. It is a transcript of the gene hhipl2, whose product is annotated as HHIP-like 2. Bases 83 to 2533 code for a protein of 816 amino acids. NCBI's taxonomy places the organism in Eukaryota, Metazoa, Chordata, Actinopteri, Mugiliformes, Mugilidae. The record is from RefSeq and is a predicted model, not a curated record. The transcript has 9 exons.